AUGUGGGCUCCUCUGGCCUCCCUGGCUCUGCUUCCCGGGACCUUGGCACUCGUUGGCUCUCCCGGUGACACCGCCGUCAUUCCAGGAUGGCAUCUCCAAUCCAGCCUACAUGCCCCCAACAAUCUGUCGCAGCUGUCCCUCCCCAAUGCCGAUGUCAGCAAGUGGUAUCGCAUCGGUUCCCGAGCCACCGUCUUUGCGGGACUCCUGGAGAACAGCGUCCACAAUGAUUCCCAUCUCUGGUACUCCAACAACAUGGAGUCGGUCGACCAGACCAUCUUCCGUUCUCCUUGGCUGUACCGCGAAGAGAUGACCAUUCAAUCCCCCCCAAAGGGCCAACAUGUCUUCCUCGUCACCCACGGUAUUGGAUCCAAGGCCGAUAUCUUCUUCAACGGCGUCCAGGUGGCUUCCAACAAGUUCCAGCAAGGGUCCUACGGCGGCCAUCGCUACGACAUCACCUCGCAUCUGCACUCAGGUGCAAAUGCUCUGCUCAUUCAGGCCUAUCCCACCAACUAUCUGCGGGACUUUGCUCAGGGUUUCGUGGACUGGAACCCCUACCCGCCCGACAAUGGCACGGGUGUCUGGCGUAAUGUCGAGCUGAAACAGACCGGACCCGUGUCGCUGUCCGCGCCGCGCGUCGUGACGGAUUUCAAGGACACAGAUGCCAAGGAAGCCACGAUCACCAUCAAAGCGGAUAUUGAGAACCACGAGGGUGCAGCUGCUACUGGUCUCGUUCAUGGGGUAAUUCAGUCCCCUGAUGGAUCGCAGUCAAUUCAACUGUCUCAAAAAUUCCAACUGGGUCCGGAUCAAAACACCACCGUCUCCAUCGCGGUCCCCGUGUCCAACCCCCAGAUCUGGUGGCCUGCUGCAUGGGGACAGCAGCCCCUGUAUACCGUCAGUCUCAACUUGUCUCUCAGCGAUGGACAGGUGUCCGAUUCCGCGGCCCCGACGCGUUUCGGCAUCCGUAAGGUAACAUCUAAAGUGAACGCACACAAUGACACCGCGUUCACCGUCAACGGUCACGCGUUCCAAGUUCGAGGCGGCGGAUACGGACCAGACAUGUUCCUGCGUUUUGAUAUCGAGCGCGUCAAGACUAUCUUCCAGUACAUGUUGGACAUGGGACUGAACACUGUCCGUCUGGAGGGGAAGCAGGAACACCCUGAGCUGUAUGAACUCGCCGAUCGUGUCGGGUUGAUGGUGAUUGCUGGAUGGGAAUGCUGCGAUAAGUGGGAGGGAUGGGAAUACAACGACGAAGCCGCUGGCGAGAAAUGGACCGAGAAGGAUUAUCCCAUCGCUCGCGCGGCCAUGCUCCACGAGGCAGAAAUGAUGCAGGCGCAUCCAUCCAUGCUUGCAUUCCUCGUCGGGUCUGAUUUCUGGCCGAACGAUCGAGCCACUGCCAUCUACGUCGACGCGCUGAAUCGUAUGGACUGGCCGAACCCCGUGAUCGCCUCCGCCAGUAAACGCGGAUACCCGAAACAGCUGGGCCCAUCGGGGAUGAAAAUGGACGGUCCGUAUGAUUGGGUGCCACCGAAUUACUGGUACCACGAUGAACAAGGCGCCGCGUUCGGCUUUGGGUCCGAAGAGGGUGCCGGUGUCGGUACUCCGGAGUUAUCGAGUAUGAGACAGUUCAUGUCUCCUCAGGACCUGGAAAGUCUCUGGAAGAAACCAAAUCAGAAUCAGUACCAUAUGUCCCGGUAUGACUCCAGUUUCUAUAACCGGAAGCUCUACAACAAGGCGCUAUUCGGUCGAUACGGCAAACCCACCGGAUUGGAAGACUACGUGCGCAAAGCGCAGAUGAUGGACUACGAGGCUACCCGUGCCGAAUUUGAGGGCUUCGCUACCCGUCAGAAUGCUUCGCGUCCGGCGACCGGCGUCGUGUACUGGAUGUUGAACAGCGCGUGGCCGAACCUCCACUGGCAGCUUUUUGACUACUAUCUCCGUCCUGCGGGGUCUUAUUUCGGUACUAAAGUUGGUGCGCGUCUCGAACAUGUCGCGUUCGAUUAUAGCGAGGAUACAGUCUAUCUGAUCAGCCAUGCCGUCCAGGGGACAGGAAAGCGUAUCGUAUCUGUGGACCUCAUCGAUAGCAAGGGGAAAUCCAUCUCCCAUGAUGAAGUCACCGUCGAUACGGCGCCCAAUGCAUCGAAGUUGGUCGCUAAGCUUGCUGGAAGGGAUAAGAUCCAGCAGGUUGGAUUCCUCAGACUCGUUCUCAAGGACGCUCAGUCAGGGAAUAUCCUCAGUCGGAAUGUCUACUGGCUUUCAGCUAAGAAUGACGUUCUCGACUGGAAACAGUCAAACUGGUAUACUACCCCGGUUACCAAAUAUGCAGACCUCUCAGCUGUCAGCAGUGUCACUCCUGCGUCUGUCAAGGCGAGCAUAAAGCCGACCACAGCAGGGAAGCAUGGAAUGCGUCAUAUGGAAGUGACACUGGAGAACCAGUCCGAUGUCCCUGCUGUAUUCUUGCAUCUGUCUGUCAUCGAUCCGGAUACGAAGCAGGAGAUUUCUCCCGUGUACUGGUCGGAUAAUUACGUUUCGCUCUAUCCAAAGGAGAAGUUGACGCUGACGGUGGAUGUGGCUCAGUAUAAGGGGGUGAUUUCGUUGGAGGGGAAUAAUGUUAAGAGUGUUAUAUUGGGGGGGAAUUAG
Messenger RNA from Aspergillus tanneri, 2637 nucleotides. Its product is annotated as putative glycosyl hydrolase. The transcript has 2 exons. The record is from RefSeq and is a predicted model, not a curated record. Gene Ontology annotation, molecular function: hydrolase activity, hydrolyzing O-glycosyl compounds. The coding region runs from base 1 to 2637 and encodes 878 amino acids. Gene Ontology annotation, biological process: carbohydrate metabolic process. Lineage: Eukaryota; Fungi; Ascomycota; Eurotiomycetes; Eurotiales; Aspergillaceae.